AGGACGACAGAGGCCACAAGGAAGAGUCACGGUCAGCGGUGGAGUGUGAGAAUAGAUACCUUCUUCUUCUCCCAUGGUUCCAUAUUAAGGGCUAACUGCGUACAACCAGUGUAGGAGGUUUUCAGGAGCCUGACCAGCAGGAUUAAAAUCCUGCCAACACCAGCUUUACACCAUGGUUGUCCCAGAGUCACAGGAUAAUCAACAGCCCUCUAGCAGCUCUGUGGGAAGCAGCACCAGUCAACAGUACAGAUCAAAUCCAUCCGUAUCCCAACACUCUGAAAGUCCACAACAUUUCAACUCUAAUGGGAAUAUUUCACCUGUCAACACCAGUCUCCGUUACGAGCCACAGGAGUACACUGAGACAGACUUUCUGCUCCCCAAUCAGCUCUACGGUCGGUCAAGCCUGAGUAGAUCAGUGACAGCAAAGGAUGCACAAGGCUCCGGCACGCCUCCGGAGACGGUCUGCUCCAUGGUGCUGCAGAUCCUGGUGCCAUUUCUGCUGGCCGGACUUGGGACAGUCUCUGCUGGGAUAUUGUUGGAUGUGGUACAGAACUGGGAUGUGUUCCAGGAAAUCACAGAGAUCUUCAUCCUGGUCCCUGCUGUGUUAGGCAUGAAGGGGAACCUGGAAAUGACUCUAGCCUCUAGACUCUCAACUGCUGUGAACACAGGAAAAAUGGAAUCUUCCAGAGAAAAGUGGAUGUUGAUUGUUGGGAACCUGGCGCUCAAGCAGCUACAAGCCACAGUGCUGGGCCUGUUAGCCUCCCUGAUGGCAACUGUGUUGGGCUGGAUGGCUGAAGGAAAGAUGCCCUUUAAUCAUGUGGUGCUUUUGUGUUCAACCAGUGUUUCUACUGCCUUUGUGGCUUCAUUGCUGCAAGGUAUCAUCAUGGUGGCAGUGAUCAUUGGCUCCAAGCGAAUGGGAAUCAACCCUGACAAUGUGGCGACACCCAUGGCAGCCAGCUUUGGGGACCUCAUCACUCUUGCCCUGCUUGCCUGCCUCAGUCAGUGGUUCUACUCUUUCACAGAUCUGUAUCCCCAUGUUCUGUACCUGGUGGAUCUGUUAUUUUUGUGCCUGAUCCCUCUCUGGGUGGUCGUCUCCUCCAAACACCCAGCCACUCACAUCCUGCUCCGCACAGGCUGGGAACCAAUCAUUACAGCGAUGGUUAUCAGCAGUAUUGGCGGACUUAUUCUGGACAAGUCUGUGUCAGAUCCAAACUUGGCAGGGAUCAUAGUUUAUGCGCCAGUCAUAAAUGGUAUUGGAGGAAACCUAGUCUCCAUACAGUCUAGUCGUAUUUCAACGAAUCUGCAUUUGAAAUUCUCACCUGGAGAGGUUCCUGAGGACCGUAAGAGUUGCUACAACCCUUGCCGCACUUUCUUUGGUUCAGGAGCAAACCACCGGUCAGCCCAGAUUCUUCUUCUUUUGGUCAUCCCUGGUCAGUUUAUCUUCUUAUACACCAUCCACCUCAUGAAGGGAGGCCACACUUUUCCCAGUCCUCUGUUAACUGUCGCCUUCUUGUCCGCUUCACUGAUUCAGGUCUUCUCCCUGCUGUGUAUAGCUGACUGUAUGGUCCACUGCCUGUGGCGGAGGCGUAAAGACCCCGACAGUUACUCAAUACCCUACCUCACAGCCCUCGGAGACCUUCUAGGGACUGCUCUCCUCUCUCUUGCCUUUCUCAUGCUGUGGUCCAUUGGUGACUCAGGCAAUGUAUAGGCUCAAAUAAGAGAAGGCUCAAGGAAGAACAAAUACAGAAAAACAGAAGGUGGUGAAUAAUAAAUACAAGGACAACAAAACAGAGGAUUGAUCAUCAAAUGCAAUCAUCUAUUUAUUCUUCAUGUUUUGUUGCAUCAUCUGUGUCAUCAUCAAUAUUCCUGUUACACUGUUGCUACAGUUUCAUCUCCCAACAUCAUCCUGUUUUACAGGAUCAUAAUCAAAACAUUUACUAUGCUGAGUCAGCAUUCGCACAAUUGUGAUCCAAAUCUUUAUUAUUUUCCUUCCGUGUGUUUUGCUAACUAUUUAUGCCUACUUUCAGAUCAGCCUUUUCAGGACAAUUUUUUAAUGUUGUUUUUCUCUUCUGGACAGAAACUUGGAUAUGGAUAUACAUUAGAAAGAAGAAAAAUUUGAAAAAUAAACCACAGUGCUUUAUUACAGUAGUUUGCAAAAUAAGAGAGACAUAAUAAUAAUAAUAAUAAUGAUAUUUAUUAUUAUUAUUAUUAUUAUAAAUAAAAACUUACUUUUAAAAACAUCACUGAAAAAGUCCUGGAAUUAAUAAUACACUGCAACACUGUUUUAGCCUGUUUUAGAGAAACGUUUAGUUGAUUUUGUGUUUUUUUCUACUUUACCAAUGAUUUUCAUCUUGUUGUUUUGUUGUAAUAGAUUGUGUUACAUUUGUUGGAUCACAGUAUCGGUGUUUAUUUUGAUGUUGGGUAUUUUAUGGCUAUGUCUGGUAUUGUUCUAUAUGAUCAGAAUUCUGUGAUAUUAGCGGCCAUAUUAAUCAUAAAAUAAAGGACAUGUGUCCUCUG
Lates calcarifer (barramundi perch) is the source of this 2517-nucleotide messenger RNA. RefSeq names its product solute carrier family 41 member 2a (gene slc41a2a). Gene Ontology annotation, molecular function: monoatomic cation transmembrane transporter activity. Gene Ontology annotation, biological process: monoatomic cation transport. Gene Ontology annotation, cellular component: plasma membrane. The coding region runs from base 173 to 1708 and encodes 511 amino acids. The record is from RefSeq and is a predicted model, not a curated record. NCBI's taxonomy places the organism in Eukaryota, Metazoa, Chordata, Actinopteri, Centropomidae. The transcript is spliced from 11 exons.